GAGUGUGUCAAUAACAGUUUCUCAGCCACAGAACCUCUUCCACCAGCACAGUCCACAUAUUUUCAGUUCAGUAGUGUGCCACAGCAAAGGCUAAUAUCUGCAGAUUCUGAUAGAGGUAUUUCAAACAAGAGAAAAAGAGGUAUGGAAGAGACUGAAGAACAAGAGGGCCAAUGGAGUUUUCCCACAGAUGGGUUUGAUCAGUCUGGUUCUAGAUACACGACACCUAAAUCAGGCCUGUAUGGAGACUCUUAUUUUAUGGAUGGGUCUCACAACCUUGGUGAUCCCUGGUCUACCAUUCCCAACCUACCUUCAUCCUCGUACUCUUAUACACCCUCAGUGACAGCAAAUGGCAGUUCCCAUCUUCCUUCACCACCUUCAGCCUUUAAUGGUAUCCAUCUUCCAUCAGAUAGUCUGGGAUAUCCUGGUAUUUUGCCUGUUGAUGAUCCAUCAGUUAUUUCACAAAGUCUUCCGCCCAUGUCCAGUUUUCGGGGCUCAACCAGUCACACCCCAACAGAAACACAUUCAGUAACUUCACCAGAUCAGUUAGUAGCACAACCAUCAAACCAAACAGAGGAUGCACUCGGCAAAGCUCUGGCCUCAAUAUAUUCAGCAGAACAUACUAGUAGUAGUUUCUCAUCUACCCCGUGUACACCUGUUAGUUCCCCACCACCACUCUCAGGUGUAGCACAAUGGUCUCGUGGAAACAGCUCUCAAAACCUUCCUCCUUCAUCGUAUCCAGAUAGUACCAUGCAUCAACUGCAAGGUAGAGAAGAGGAAAGACUUGACGAUGCCAUUCAAGUUCUGUUAAACAGUAGGGAACAGGUUGAGACAAGGGGAGUCAUGGAAGAGAGGUUAGAUGAUGCGAUCAACAUUCUAAGGAACCAUGCAGAAGGCAUUGGGUUUCAUGGCAUGCACCCUGGUGGCCCACUUAACAACCCAGUCAUGAACCUUCCAGCAACUGGUGGACAUUCCAAUGGACUAAUUGGACCAGUUGGAACACAUGCAUAUCUUGGGACAGCUUCAGGUCUUGCACCCCUUGAGCCCCAUAAUCCCAGCCCUCAGUCCCUUACAAAUACGUCACUCAAAAACAGAACUGCAGUACCACAUGGCACAACCCCAUCUCCCAUACCCCAGCACAAUGUUCUUCCACCAGACAUCAGUUCACGGGUCAAGGUUGAGAAACUCAAGGACAGAUACAAAGAUUCUCACUCAAAUUUGAGUAGUUCAUCACAGGGUCAAACUAAAUUGAGAGGAAUGGGAGGCUCAGACACAACUGUGACCACUUCAUCAUCCCAUACAAAAGGAACAAAACGUUCUCACUCAAGGUUGUGUAUCACAAGUGUGAAAGACACUGUGAUGACAGAAGAGUUAGACAUGAACUCGGAUGAUGAUGAACCUCCUGAAGUAAAAGCUGAAAAAGAUAAGGAAAGAAGACAGGCAAACAAUGCUAGAGAAAGAAUUCGAGUUAAAGAUAUCAAUGAAGCAUUUAAGGAACUGGGUAGGAUGUGUAUGAUGCACUUGAAGGGAGACAAGGCCCAGACCAAACUGAAUAUUCUCCACCAAGCUGUUGAAGUGAUAACGGCACUAGAACAACAAGUUAGAGAACGAAACCUCAAUCCAAAGGCAGCAUGUUUAAAAAGGAGAGAAGAAGAAAAAACAGGUGAAGAAUCCAACAUGAUAGCACAUAGCCUUCCACCCCAACCUGAUCUUGAUCCCCUCUCUCACCAGUGACCAUAAUGUUCUUCAGUGGUUUCAUCGAUUCUGAGCCACAGGAAGAUCAGGACAGUUCAUAUGUUGACUGGGUGCAUUUGUACAGAACCCUUGGUAUAAGCUUGUUCUGUGCUUCCUCUAAGUGAAUUCAUUCACCUCACAGUUGCUUCUCCAGGUGUUUGAAAUCUUCCAACGAAACAAAGACUACAAUUUCAAUUUCAUUCCUGUUGAUCAUUAAGCGAGCUGUGAGGGACCAACCCCAGUGUUUUGGGUUGUGCACCAAGAAAUGACAAACUUCUUAGUAUUCCUCUCUGUUAGGAAAGCCAAAUUAUGAGCACUGAUAUCAGCACUUUAUGCUUGUACUAAGAAAGAGAGAGUGGUGUGAAACAGAAACAUUCAUUGGCAACUUAUUUGGAUAAAAAUGGUUUGGUGGCCAAAGUAUAAAAUUUUGAGUUUGUCACAUUUAGUUAUUGCUCAUUACAAUUUUAAUUAUUUACACUAUAUUUUAUUAGACUAAAAUGGGAUCAUUUGUUUUAAAUUAUAUCCUCUUUCUUAUUUUUAGGCUAGAAAUAACAAUAGAUAAUUUCUUCUGAUAAUCACAUUUGGGAUAAUGGUCUACAGUAAGUUUGUACAUGUAGUGAUAGGUUUAAUAUUUGUUGAACUUUUUUAUUGGUUAAAUUACCAAAUAGCUAAUGUUACAAGAAGAAGAAAAAAUCAUGUUUUAAGAUUCCAAACUCUCACCAGGAGUUGAUAGUUUGAUUAUACUAACUUUUUUGUAUAUGUACUUAAGUGUAGGCCCCUGGUGACUGUUUAUAGUUUUCUUAGGUCAGUAGGUUUUUAUUGUUUGAGUUACACCAAUAAUUUAAUGUUCAGUAUUAAGAUAGAUGUAUAAAUAAGCUCAUUGCUGUCCCAGUUCUUGCAUUUACAUUUAGGUGGUUUACACCUUUUGGCAGCAAUCGGCACAGAAUUUAUGCUUUUACAAAAAUGUAAGACCAGUUAUUUUUGAGUAGAUUUUAUUUAUAAACUGUUUGAUACCCUUUGGUGCAAGAGUUUUAUGGAAAUUUAAGUAUUAUUCUGUGCAGGUUUCCUUAUUUUUUCUGCUGUCUCGAUGAUUUAAGUGCACUUUUGUUUUUAAUACAAAGUGUGAAAAUGUUGUAGGAAAUGAAUCUAUUUUAAAUUUUUUCAUGUUAUUAAAGACUUGUGUGUUGAUAUUUUACCACAGUAUUUUUGUACUGUACUACAGGAGGGAUAAACAUGUUACAUAUACCUGCAAAAUGUACAGUUUCCAUGAGCUUUUCAUUGCUGAACCUACUGCAUUGUGUUCUGAUACCCGUAAAAGGAAAUAAAAGGUGCCAUUUCCUUGACUGUCACACUUUUUAUGCAUCAGUUCAUUUUGCAAACUUCGUUCAUAAGUGGAAGCCAAAUAAAGGGACAAAGGUUUAUGUUAAA
Molecule: messenger RNA, 3159 nt
Organism: Limulus polyphemus (Atlantic horseshoe crab)
Lineage: Eukaryota; Metazoa; Arthropoda; Merostomata; Xiphosura; Limulidae
Product: transcription factor 12-like
Exons: 16
Coding region: 142-1731 (529 amino acids)
Biological process (GO): regulation of transcription by RNA polymerase II
Cellular component (GO): transcription regulator complex
Molecular function (GO): RNA polymerase II cis-regulatory region sequence-specific DNA binding; protein dimerization activity; DNA-binding transcription factor activity, RNA polymerase II-specific
Source: RefSeq, a predicted model, not a curated record